AAAUAAGGAGCAACAUGACUAAGAUUGCUACUAAAGGAGGAAUGCAAAAACUGAUCUUGAAUUUAUUGAAAGCUUUAGGUUCUAAAGCUAUCAUGAUGUACUUAUUUAUCAGCAUCGUUACUGCGGUAUGACUCAAUCCCUAUCAAAAUAAGGAACCAAAGAUAAUCGAUUGUACCAUGGGUGGAGAAUCUGCUCAUCAGGAAUUUCUAAAAAAAUCUAUUCCAACUGCAGUCUUCCUGGAUACAUCCAGGCAUCUUUUUGAUACUGGAUCUGAUGGACUCCAUCCUUACCCGACUAAAGAGCAAGUUAUCACAGCCAUGCAGAAUAUUGGCGUAACUCUUGAUGAUAAAAUAGUGCUUUACAGCCAGUCUGGCAAGCAUAUGAGUACUGCUAGAGUUUACCAUAUUCUCAAAGCUUAUGGGUUCCAUGAUGUCACAGUUCUUGAUGGCGGACUACACAAGUAUAUCCAAGAUGGGCAUCCAACUGUUCCAGGGGUUGACUACUCUGGGCCUCCCUCUGUCAUAGAAGAUUUGGCAGACCCAUCUCCAUAUAUGAUAGAUAUGGAUGAAAUUAUUGAGUUUGCACAUGGAAAUAGACCAAACAUGCAAAUCAUCGACUCGAGAGAUAUAGAGAGUUAUUAUGGGAAGGAUCCCGGCUUGCUAGCAGGCUAUCUUCCAGGUGUCAAGCAAGGCCAUGUUCCUGGAUCUAUCAAUAUCCCUUACUACCAUUUCAUCGAUCCAGUGGACCAAACAUUUUUAGAGCCUCUGGAAAUAGAACAAAUUCUUGUGUCUUAUGGAAUUGACAAGACAAAGGAUAUUGUUUUGAUGUGUAGAACAGGGAAUACAUCUAAAAUCCUCUACCUAAUUCUCGAAAUAGCAGGCUACUCAGAUGUAAAACUCUAUGAUGGCUCUUGGUAUGAGUACGGAGCUGGAAAUGGGCCAGUUCAUAAUCCUUCUCUUGGAUAAAUU
Molecule: messenger RNA, 968 nt
Organism: Moneuplotes crassus
Lineage: Eukaryota; Ciliophora; Spirotrichea; Euplotida; Euplotidae
Source: the annotation of a GenBank genome assembly